AUGACCUGCAGCUUUUCUUAUAGUGCGAUAGGGCAGACGGCCUGUCCCUCUUUGACCUCACUUCUGGUGCCUCUCCUGCCCCCGCUGCUAAUGCUGAUGCCACUGUUCGCUCACAUUGCACGCUACUCCUCCCCUGCCACUGCCGCACUGAGCCGCCUCAUGCUACCGUACCUCUUCCCUGACCUUGCUGCCUUUCCCAUAGUCACUGACCUCAUUUUCCACCUCCGCACUAGUGACACUCGCUACCGCGUUGCGCUUCCUACUGAGUUCUGCGCUAAGAACCCCCCCCCCAUGUACAUCACCCUCUACUACAUAGUCAUCCGUCUCCCUGACUCCCUCCACGUAGUCAGGGACCACUUUCUCUCUGUUUGCCCCACCACUCUCACCGUUGACCUCCUCGAGAAGGCCAUCUUAGCAGCAGAGAAGAGCACAGUCGCUGUAGGAGCCUCUCGUGGUGACCCCCGCACCCCCGUCUUUGAGGGGUGCUCUCCCUCCCACCUCUUAACCUCUGUUGCUUCUGCUGUUGCGGCCGACCUCGUUGGUUUCGAGUCGGUCGGUGCGGCGUCUGCCCCCUCGGGGAAGUGCCGCACAGGCAAGGGCAAGGGGGGCAAGGGCGCUGGAGGAGCAGGCGGGGGCAGUGGAGGCGGCGGUGGAGGCGGCAGAGGGGUGGGGGUGGUAGUGGGAGUGGUGGCGGGGGUGGAGGUGCUGGUGGCAGCAGUGGAGGCGGAGGAGGCGGCGGUGGUGGCGGAGGGAGCGGAGGCGGCGGUGGUGGCAGAGGCGGCGGAGGUGGAGGAGGCGGCAGAGCGCACUCCACCCAGUGCUGCUUUGGUCGCCUGA
This is a messenger RNA of Closterium sp. NIES-65, 837 nucleotides long. NCBI's taxonomy places the organism in Eukaryota, Viridiplantae, Streptophyta, Zygnematophyceae, Desmidiales, Closteriaceae. The record is from the annotation of a GenBank genome assembly.